GGGCGAAACCAAGUGUGAGGGGAGGACAGAAAGGCGCGCGCGCAGGAGUCGCCCGCUCCACCACAUCCACGCUCUCCAUAGCCCACGGCCACCCCUCCUGCGCCGCCGCAAUAUGGCCUGGUCGGGGCGAGGGCGGGGUGCGGGGACUUGAAGCGCCUGCCUUUGAGUUGAAGGCGGGAAAAUGGCGGAUACUUCGGGGCGCGGUGCUGGGAAGCCUUCAUCAGGGGGUCCCAGUACUCCUAGUGGUGCUAAGAUAAAAGGAAGAAGAAUACAAGGUGGAAGAGUGGUUGAGUCCCGGUAUUUACAGUAUGAGAAGAAAACCACCAAAAAGGCUCCUGCAACAGAUGCAUUAAAGACCAGUGGGAAGAUGCCGGAAGGUGGACGGAAGCCCAACCCACUCCAGAAAAGCAAAGAUAGCAGUGGAGUCGGCAAAGGCGACCUGCAGUCCACCUUGCUGGAAGGGCACGGCACCGCCCCGCCUGACCUGGAUCUCUCGGCCAUCAAUGACAAAAGUGUGGUCCGAAAGACUCCACAAUUAGAAAAAACAAUGUCCAAGAAAGCUGAGUCUUCGUCAUUUUCUGCCUGUACGAAAAAGAGCCCCGAUCUCUCCGAAGCGAUGGAAAUGAUGGAAUCCCAGACGCUCCUCUUGACUCUGCUGACCACGAAGAUGGAGAACGGUCUCGCUGCGUUUGAAGAAAAGGCAGAAAGGAAUUUAUUAAUAAUGUGCCAAGAGAAGGAGACGCUGCAGAAAAAGGCGCAUGAGCUGAAGUGCAAACUUCUCCUUGGUCAGAAGAAGCGGGAGCUGGCGGAAGUCCUCGACACACAGAUCGAGAUGCUCAGCCCGUACGAGGCUGUGGCUGGCCGCUUUAAGGAGCAGUACAAGACGUUUGCGACAGCCUUGGACACCACGAGGCAUGAGCUGCCAGUGAGAUCGGUCCACCUGGACGGAGAUGGGCAGCAGUUCUUAGAUGAGUUGCAGCGGGAAUUGACGACCACCUGCCAUCUGCUGGGGGAACUUGGCAUUGGCAACUCGGAAGAAAACGAGAAAGCGUUGGACCUGCUGAGUGAACUCAGGGAAAUGACCCAAAGGAAGGAUCUGGAGCUCCGAAGGAGCUUUGCCCUUGUUCUGGAACUCUCCGCCGAGGCAAGUAAAGAGGCAGCCUUAGUCAACCAGGAGGUCUGGGAAGAGGCCCAGGGUGCUGAGGCCCCCAGCCGGUGGUAUUUCAAUCCAGAAGAGGCUACUUGUAGGGAAACUCGGGGAGAACUCUGGAGCCGACUCUUCCGGGGAGACGACCAGCCGUGAAUCCAUGCGCAUAUGGUGUCCCAAACCCACAUGGAGGCCUUCCUGCAAGCCGUCAGGCUGAAAACAUGUCGGUGCCCCUUGUUUGGGGGGAGAUCUGCAGUGACCCCCACGUGAGGUUCUGGAAACUUAAGCACUUUAUACACUUAGUCUAGCAGUAGAACUAUUUUUGUAUGAUUACCUUGUUUGAUAUUAAAAAAAAUAAAACUGUUUUGCAAUUGAA
Messenger RNA from Camelus dromedarius (Arabian camel), 1523 nucleotides. It is a transcript of the gene HAUS8, whose product is annotated as HAUS augmin like complex subunit 8. Gene Ontology annotation, cellular component: cytoplasm; centrosome; nuclear microtubule. The transcript has 11 exons. NCBI's taxonomy places the organism in Eukaryota, Metazoa, Chordata, Mammalia, Artiodactyla, Camelidae. Gene Ontology annotation, biological process: spindle assembly; centrosome cycle. Gene Ontology annotation, molecular function: microtubule binding. The coding region runs from base 182 to 1303 and encodes 373 amino acids. The record is from RefSeq and is a predicted model, not a curated record.